AUGGAUGUAAAGUUAGAUUCCUUUGAAAAUGACAACCGACAACUGAGUACAAAAUAUAAGGAAUUGGAGGACGCGUUUGUGGAUAGGAAUUUCAAACAUGAAGUAUUUAUCAAACAAACAUUAGUGUCAUCCUCAGCAAUAUUGGGAAUUUUUCCUCAAUUUAAAGUAAGACUAAACAAGGAGUUCAGAGGCCUGACGAGCAGCACGUACAAAGAUGACGAGUUUCAACUGAUAUCUGCUCCAACAGAAGACUCUCAAGCUGAUGUUUUCGACGAAAUGGACAUUCUCGAAGAGUUUGACCAUAAUGAAACAAACACAACAGAUUACAAUUUCGAUCGUGCUAUCUACAACGAUGUAAAUGUAUUGGUCAAGCACCUGUCCCUAGUUGUCGACGAUAUAGAAUACAAAUUGAAAGCACCGGUGAGGUCUUUUUGCCGGGUUCGUGCCGGUGUUGCACAAGAAGAAGACCAUCUCGCCAUUACAUUAACAUCUGGGUUCUUACUUCUUUUGCGUGUAUAUCACAUUCCAAGACAAGUUAGUGAUUCAGACUACAGUUAUAACCAUCAUUGCAGCUGUCACCAAAAUCACCAUCACUAUUGUGAUAUCUGCGAUAAGAGAAACAUGCAUUUGGUGUUUAAACCCUUUAUCAUCCAAUGGUGGAACUUGGUAUCCAAGGGCAAGAGCCACAUAGAUCUACAAACUAGUGGAUUUGACUUGAAAUCAACGAUUCUGGGCAGUGCCACUGUUUCGCUUUCUGCAUCCGACUCUUUCAGAUUAUAUGCAACAGCCAAACAGUCACUGAGUGGGAUUGUGUUUGAAAGUCAUUUAAACGUUGCACUAGGUGGAUCCUUGAUUGAUUCAUGCUUUUUGGAGCCACGAUAUGCAGCACAAACGGAUAUGUUCUUAACACUUGUGUUUACAGAGCAAAGGCGGUUAUUUAUAAACUUGUAUUCAUGGUCUAAUUUUUAUGGACCCAAGCGCGGGAUUGAUAAAACAACAUUACCAUUACGGAAUACUUUUGAAAUUCCUGUCUUCAUUGCACCAUUAAACAACAACGGGUCUUUCUUGUUUGUAUCUCCGACAAAUUUGUUGAUUCUUACAGUUCAUGAUAUAAUUUCAGCUGAACACGUAUUCAAAUCAAAAGGAGCCCCAUGGACAUCAUUUCCAACCUCUUUUUACGUUCCAGAAUCGAGAGUUUUUAUGUCAAAAAACACAAAUUUGGAUGUUAAAUUGGGUUCUAAUUCAAAUCCAACCAACACAAACAUGAACAUGAACCAAAGUUUGGAUGAAGUGAUAAUUGCAACAAAAGAUGGAAUAUUGUACUCCGUAGUGGUUGCUGAUAAUGAUUUUGUCUCCAUACAGCCAAUAUUUAAAGUUACAAAUGCUAUAUCAAGCUUUACAUUUGAAGCCUCGAACAAUGCAAAACUUUAUAUUUUGUCAUUCGCAAGCAUCGGUGGUGGAGGCAAGAUCCUAAGACUUUGUGAAAAACAUGAAAAAAAGGAGAGCAAGGAGAACAAGGAGAAAAAUUUUGCUGAUGAUGAUAAUGAUUAUAAUGAUGAUAAAGAUAAUGAAAAUGAUGAUGGUGAUGGUGACGAUGGUGACGAUGGAGAUGGCGAUAAGAAAAGAGCUGAUUCAAAAAGCUACAAAUUUGACAUUCACAGCACAAUAGAAAAUUAUGAUGCAUGGGCACCCGUAGUAGAUUGUGUUAUGGUUCCUCUGCAACAAGCGAAGAACUCGACUCUACCUGAAUGUGAUGAACUUUGGGCUCUUGUUGGAUUAAAUCGCAAGCGCUCGCUCUCACAAAUUCAUGAUGGUUAUACUGGCCGCAAGCUUAGAAGCACUUAUACCGACUGGAGAAAAGCAAGAAAGACAUGGCUGGUGAUAUUAAAUAACACAUAUUACAUCUUUUGUCUGUUGCCUUUUCAAACCAUUUUGCUUGAGCUUGAUGAAAGUGACAAAAUCGACCCAGUAAUGGAAAUACAAGAUCCAUUAAUUGGAAUUACUUCAGAUACAGUAUUUGUAUCGACAAUGGGCUUUGGGGACGAUGAGAUGGUAAUACAGAUCUCAUCCAAUUCCAUAAUAUUGAGUAAUCUAUUUGACACGUUCUUACAACAAGGAGUUGAUUACACUAUCCUAUUUGCCGAAGUUAUAGGCCGCAUCUUGGUACUUGUGGGAGAAUCAAACGAAGGACGUGCAACUCUUUAUGCAUACAUUAUUGCUGACCCAAACGAGAAACUGGAAUUGGAAAUCAAUACCAAUACCGAUACCGAUACCAAUGUUGAUGAUAUUUUUAUCCUUUGGACUACGAUUCAUCUAGAUUCUAAUCCUUCUAUGCUUAAAUCUUACCGCAACAAAGAUAGUAUGGGAUUUGUUUUAGGAACGUAUGCAGGGACUUUAGAGUUUUACAAUAUUGAUAAAAACUCGAUCUCUCUUGGCAAUAUUGUACAUUUGAAACUGUUUGGCGAUUCCUCGCAUCAGUGUGAUAACAUUUCAAGGGAAUUUUUCAUUCCUAAUGAUUUCGUUCAGAACAAUAAUGACCUUGUUUUAGUUGGAAUGCAAAAUGGAUUUGUAUUUUGUUUUGACAAUAGUCAAAAAAAACCUGUGUAUCAAAAUUUUUGGAAAAUUGGCGAACAAAGUGUUUUGUUCCUCAAAGUGGACUUGAAUAUAACAUUUAUUGCUUGUGGGUCGUUAUUUUUGUACGAUCCUCAGGUUGGUAAGUAUCCGCAAAAAGUCAACUUUAACGAACUCCAACCUAGAACCAUUGGAUCGAUGCUAUAUAUGCGAAACACGUCUGUCACUAACAAGAGGUGCCGACUUGCAUUGUUUAGAAAUAACGGACUCGUCUUGACAGAAGUCUCUAUGUAUAAAAGGUUCUCGACGAAAAGUAUUAGAGUUUCAGAAAAUUCAACAAAAGUUCAGUUCUUACCUGCACUUUCAUUAUUUGCCAUUUUUUGCACCUCCAACACAUCCUUGAAAAAAGUAAAUUUUGUUGAUAAAAAAACACUACGAAUUGUCAAGCAUGUCGAAGAAAUUCAUUUUUCCAAAAGAAGAAGUAGGAGCAGCCAUGUUGAUCUGGUGUUUAAGCCGGAUGAGAAGCUUCUUAGUUUCUGUGUAUGGGAGAUUGAACGUAACAACAAAAUAACGCACAAGUAUCUUGUAGGUACUGCUUGCGUUGAUAAUGAAUCGAUGAAACCUAUAGGUUAUGUAAGGGUUUUGGACAUAAAGAGAAAUCGAUUAAACAAAGAGCAAAGUAGUCAGUUGAUAUUAUCUGAGUUGACCUUGUUUGAGCAUUCUUGUCCGGUGCAAUAUAUUCGGCAAUGGCGAGGUCAAAUUCUUUUUGCCGGUGACUCUUCAAUAUGGUGUACUUCAUAUGACGAAACUUUAAAAAAAUUCACCACUCCAAUUCUUCAUAGUGUGUUUCCAAGUGAAAUCACAAACUUUCAUGUGCAAAACGAUAUCGGUUUGGUUUGUACGAGUACUGACUCGAUUUUCCAAAUUUCUUUAGAGCUGAUGGAAACUAUUGCGGUUAGAAAUGACACAAUCUUGAAGCCAUAUGUGGAUCAAUUGAAUUACAAGACUGCUCUUGUUGGGAGCAACAAGCUAACCGGUGAGAUAUCCAUAAUGCAAAAUGGUCAUAUUGCAUCGUCAUCAUCAUCAUCAUUACCAUUAUUACCAUUAUCAUUUUCAUCGUCGCUGGCGAUGGGCAUCAGCCAUAAGCAAAGAACCUUUAAUUCUAAUAUGAAUCUUAAGAUCCCCGGUAUUGCAAAACUUUUUGCUGCAAAAUUGAACAAUCCGUGGAUAGCAAAGGAAAUUGGAAAUCAGAUGCUGAAAUCCGACGAGGACAUAACAAUAUUGUGUAUCACUGUAAGUGGAUCGGUCAUUGCAUUACGAUCCGUCAAGGAAGAUUGUAAAGAGUUGCAAUUAAUCACCCAGAGUUUAAAGAAUAAAGGGAAUUCAUUUGAAAUACUGAUUGAAGAAUAUUUGCAAAAAUUAGAUCGUCCAUUAAAAGGGAAGUUGGCAGGAACUGGCUUGUACUCGUUAAACAAGCCUUAUUUUGAGUUUGUUAGAAAUUACAAACUUGAAGAUGAAACUAUUGAACAGAAAAAAGAGAGAAAAAAUAUUGUUCUUGAUUAUGAUUUGGAUGAGGUAUCAACAGUAGCAUUUUCUAAAAUUAGUCUAUAA
This is a messenger RNA of Lodderomyces elongisporus, 4182 nucleotides long. RefSeq lists its product as uncharacterized. The transcript has a single exon. The coding region runs from base 1 to 4182 and encodes 1393 amino acids. The record is from RefSeq and is a predicted model, not a curated record. NCBI's taxonomy places the organism in Eukaryota, Fungi, Ascomycota, Pichiomycetes, Serinales, Debaryomycetaceae.